GAAGAGUCCCGUGUCUAGGGUUUAGUCACAUUUGAGACUACAACCGGUGCAUUCAAUGACGUUGGAAUUCGUUCGUGACUUCAAAAGUCAUAAAAUCGUUCCGGAUGUAAUUCCGGUUCCACCGAGUGCUCUACUUCAUAUAAGCUAUCCAGACGAGCAGAAAGUGAAUUUGGGAAACAUAUUAAUGCCCAAACAGGUCAAGGAUAUUCCUGAAGUUCAAUGGACAGUCGAGCCCAACACGUACUAUACGUUGUGCAUGACGGAUCCCGACGCGCCCAGUAGAAAUGCACCGAAAUUCCGCGAGUGGCAUCAUUGGUUGGUGGGUAACAUUCCUGGAACGGACUUGGAACGAGGCGAUGUUCUCUCGGAAUACAUAGGAGCGGCACCACCAAAGAAAACCGGACUCCACCGAUACGUAUUUUUGGUAUACCAACAAAGUGGCAAACUAAAUUUCAGUGAACCACGUCUUUCCAAUCGAAGCUCUCAAGGUCGUGGGAAGUUUUCGAUCCAGAAAUUCUCGGAAAAGUAUCAGCUUGGCGUUCCAGUGGCGGGUAAUUUUUUUCAAGCCCAAUUUGAUGAAUACGUACCGAAAUUGUACCGCCAAUUAGGGCAGUUUCAGAACGGUUUCUAGUUAAAUGAUUUUGAAAAUAGUC
Malaya genurostris is the source of this 653-nucleotide messenger RNA. Its product is annotated as protein D2-like. The record is from RefSeq and is a predicted model, not a curated record. Lineage: Eukaryota; Metazoa; Arthropoda; Insecta; Diptera; Culicidae. Bases 56 to 631 code for a protein of 191 amino acids. The transcript is spliced from 2 exons.